AUGCCGAGUGAUCUGGUGCAGCAGCUGCCAUAUGCUGAACCUCUAUUUUUUCACACCUGUUUCGCCAUCAAAUUACCUGCAACAGUCUCUUCCGUUUACUCACAAAAGACCACCCCAGGUUAUUUGACCGUGAAAUUUGGUGAAGUCCGGGACCAUAAGAUUCAAGCUUACUCUGACAUUGAUGGAAGAUGGACCGGUCAAGGUGAACGAUGCAUAUACGAUUUUGAAGUGCACGCUGGCCUUGCCCUUCACCUUCUCUCCGCAGAAGAUGCAGGGCAGUAUACAGAAGAAAGUGAGAUGGCCCUAUGGGGUCAAGCAGUUCUUGCAUCUCGCUCAUCAGACUUCAGUACCAUAUCUGUUCCUGCCGGAGACAUACAGAUUGUACGAAAUCAAUUUGUCAAGCAGGGUGAUUAA
This is a messenger RNA of Penicillium taxi, 414 nucleotides long. RefSeq names its product putative glutaminase. The record is from RefSeq and is a predicted model, not a curated record. NCBI's taxonomy places the organism in Eukaryota, Fungi, Ascomycota, Eurotiomycetes, Eurotiales, Aspergillaceae. The transcript is spliced from 2 exons. The coding region runs from base 1 to 414 and encodes 137 amino acids.